Molecule: messenger RNA, 2526 nt
Organism: Acanthamoeba castellanii str. Neff
Lineage: Eukaryota; Discosea; Longamoebia; Acanthamoebidae
Product: ankyrin repeat-containing protein
Exons: 24
Coding region: 1-2526 (841 amino acids)
Molecular function (GO): protein binding
Source: RefSeq, a predicted model, not a curated record
AUGUAUCCCGCCCGCCUCAUGACCCGAGAGACGAGGACGAGCUCGGCAUCGGACCUGCGCGAGUCGGUGAAGGUGCCGGAGGGGAGCGACACACGCCGGAGCAAGAAGGAGCGUAAGCGGGAGGAGAAGGAGGCCAAGAAGGAGGAGAAGCGACGGGAGAAGGACCGUGCGCUGGUGAAGGCCGCGCACGAGGAGAAGCGCGUGUCGUCGUCGCCCGGCGACCUGAACGCGGGCGCACAGCAGCACAGCACCAUGAGCAGCAGCAGCGGCAAGACGCCCACCAAGGCGGCCAAGGCCAAGCGCACGCGCACGGACAUCUCAUACGCGAUGGUGCUGGUGGACUCCCUGCUCAAGGCCGGCGCCAAGGUCGAGGUCGCCGACGACGAUGGCGUCACGCCCCUCCAAGAAGCGUCGUGGGGUGGUAGCGUGAGUAGCGUGCGGCUGCUGCUGGCGGCCGGGGCCGACCCCAACUCGCGGGACGUGGAGGGCAACACGUGCCUGCACAAGGCGGCCUUCGUGGGCAACUACGACGCCAUCCUCCGCCUCGUGGAGGCCAAGGCCGAAAUCGACGCCACCGACGCCGAAGGCGGUACUCCGCUGCACAACGCCAUCUACAACGGCCACUACGAUUGCGUGUGCCUGCUGCUCCAGCUGGGUGCCGACAUCGACAAGGCCGACGGGCACGGAAACUGUCCGGUGCGGUUCGCCGUGUCGCGGGGCGACGGACACAUCCUCCAGCGCCUCCUCGAGGAGCGCGCCAACCCCAACCUCAAGGACACGAGAAAGGGACUCGCGCCCGUUCACGUGGCGGCCUACCGCGACCACGCCCUGUGCCUGGGGCAGCUCCUCGAAGCCGGCGCCACCCUCGACUCGCGCGCCUCCGGUGGCAUGAUGGCGAUCCACUACGCGGCGUUUUCGGGCGCGAUGUCGGCCCUCAUGAUGCUGCUGGGCUGGGGCGCCGCCAUCGACUCGGUCGACGCCGCCCGCAACACGCCGCUGCACUACGCCAUCGCGCAGGAGAACUACGAGAUGGUUCAGUUCCUGCUCUACCACCACGCCAACGUCAACCACAAGAACCUCGAGGGGAAGACCCCGCUCCACUUCGCCCUCGAGAUCGGAGAACUGGAUUCCUGCAUGCAGAUGGUGAACUGCCUCAUGACCAAGGGUGCGGACACAGACGCCAAGGACGUGGCGGGCACCACGCCCAACCAGAUGGCGCGGGAGCGGGGCAUCACGCUCACCCCCGUCCAAGACGCCUGGAGCCUGCGCGGCAAGGGUCGCACCACACCGAGCGUGUUCCCGAGCGGCGGUGGUGGCGGUGGCGGUGGCAUGGGAGGUGGAGGCGGCGGGAUAUUGGGCACCUUCUUCCGACCCGCCAUCAGCUGCCGCUACCCCGCCCUCGACGUCGACCUUAAUAAUCCGCGGGAGUUGGCGGAGCUGGUGCGGAAGGACACGGAGGGGCAGGCGCCGGCGGUGUGGCUCAACAUCCUGCGGCACCUCAUCCUGCUGCCUCUCGACAAGUCCAAGGCGAAUCGGCUGUGGGACAUGCUGGAGAAGUUCGUGCAUCGGGUGGUGCUCGCCAAGCCCAAGGACUUCCGCGACAAAGACCUGGCCCGCAUCACCUACGAGGAAUUCGAGGCGGCCUUCGCCGAGAGGGCGCAGAAGGACUGCUCGGAGGAGUGGGGCCGCAUCGAGGAGGCCCUCGACGCCCUCUUCCCCAACGUCGACCUGGGCGGACGCAACGAUGACAUAUUGUGGGUAUCGCCCAUCAAGGAGGAGGAGAAGAAGGACCUCGCCGCCGCACCCGCCAAGGGCUACAAGAUAUCCUCCCUCCUCAAGUUGUCGGACAUGCGAGACACGGACAACACGGGCUGGAAUCUCAUGCGCCUCCUCGCCCAGAUUUUGGAGCAACGGAAUCCGAAGCUGCUGGGGCUCGAAUACGACAUGCCCAAUCUGGGCCGCCAAUACAAGGAAUUGGUCAGCGCGGCGAGCGAAGAAGCCGCCACGCUUUCGAGGGGCAUCACCAACGUCGAAGGGUUCGUGCAGGAGAUGAAGGCCCAGGACUCCUCCGAUUCCUUCCCCGGGGUGAUGAGCACGUUCGUCAAGAGGUCGCGGCCGCUCGUCGACGAAAUCCGUGAGGACGCGAAUCAGCUCACCCAAAGGUUCAACGACCUGGCGCUGGCGUUUGGCGAGGUGGCCGGCUCCGAUAUUGUACAAAUCGUGCACGACUUCAACAAGGACCUCACCCACGCCCUGGACAAGAACCGCAAGGAGAUCGAAGCCGCAGCACGCGCCAUCGAGCGGGCCAAGAAGGCGGCGGCGAUGCUGUUGGAGAAGGAAGCCAAGGAAAAGGAGAAGGCCAAGAACAAGCCGGCCCGCGCGGAGGGCACUGACGAUGAGGGCACCGACCACGAGGAGAUGCUCGACGAGGGCCGCGCGGUGAAGCGGGCGCCCCGAACCGCCCACAUGGAACCCGAGGAGCUCAUGAACCUCACCUCCAUGGGACGGAUGCGCCGCAACCACUAA